Messenger RNA from Zingiber officinale, 3686 nucleotides. RefSeq lists its product as uncharacterized. Lineage: Eukaryota; Viridiplantae; Streptophyta; Magnoliopsida; Zingiberales; Zingiberaceae. Bases 481 to 1140 code for a protein of 219 amino acids. The record is from RefSeq and is a predicted model, not a curated record. The transcript is spliced from 2 exons.
GUUCAUCCACCUAUCAUCAAUUGAGUAUAUGGCUAGGAUCGGGACUAGGGGGAUUUGGUAUAUAGGGGGGCGUUCCUAUGAGGAUCUUUAAGUGGUCGCUAAAGUUCACCUAUGAAAAAAAAAAUGUGGAACCGCCACAUCAGCGACCUCCCUAGAGCCGGUUCCACGGAUAUGAAGAGAGGUAAAUGCAGGUACACAACUGAAGCACAUAACUGGGACGCUAACUCCCAGGCAAUGGCACCCCGAGGAUCUAACCUUGGACCUCUUGGCCACGAAACCAUGUGCCCCCAGCUGUGCUACGCCUUGGGGACAACUAAAGUUCACCUAUGAGGUCAAAUCCUCUGUGGUUCCGAUCUGGAUCCAGCUCCCCGAUCCUCCCAUACAUAUGUUCUGCAAAAAGGGGUUGUUUGCAGCUGUGAAUAUUCUUGGAAGGUUUCUGAAAGUUGAUGAAGCUAUAUAGCGGAUGACUCUAGGCUGACAAUGGCAAGAGUUUGUGUAGAGAUCGAUCUUUUGAAACCAAAGAUUGAAGAUUUCUGGAUUGGUAUAGGAGAGGACAGGAGAUUGCAAAAGGUGAUCUAUGAACGCCAACCUAAAUACUGUCUACACUGCCAGCAUUUAGGACAUUCAGUUGAGGAAUGUUAUGGUAAUGGUUAUCACCCAAAUCUAGCUUGGGGUGUUGGGAAACAGAACUCUGCUACUGUGGGGGAAGAUCCCAUGGAUUUGAAGGACAAACAUCUGGAAGGUAUACCUAGAGAGGGUGUAGAAGCUCAUCCAGGGGUUUCUCAGGUAGUGUCUUUGAUAGCUAGAGUAGGGAAACAAGUAUGGAUUCCAAGGGAAAAAUCUGUUGUAGCUCUAGAGGUUGGGUCAGUGGAGGGUUUUGCUGUUGAAAACUCUUUCCAGAUUUUGGAAAAUUUGGAGGAGAAUGUGUUGGAUUUGCAUAAUCUCGAUAUCAGAGAUAGAGAAGAGGAAUUAAUUGUGAAUAAGAAGAUGAUACAUGAGGAGGUUGGGGUUCAUGUUUCUUAUCGAACAAAGGCAUUUAGGAGGAAGGGUGUAGCUAUGGCUGAAAUCUCUAGAAAGAUAAGGUCGGAUGGUAUGCCACAGAGAAAGGGUAAAGCUCAGGGAAAAAUUACAGGAACAUAGCUUUUUGCCUAUUGAUGAUUCUGUUUUGGGGCUGAUCAUAGCUUCUUUGGAAGAGGAGGAGGAUAUUUCUAAAUCUUUUGUUGAAAUGGAGGAUUUGGAUUUGGAUUUGGAUAAUCUUGUGAUCAAGAAAGGCAGCUCCUCUCUGAAUGAUGAGUCCGGUGGUGGUGCAGUUAGACAGGGGCUAGACUGGGAUCCAGGAAUACAUAAUAUGAUGACUAGGCGUAAAACUCAAAUGGUACGGGCUUCCACCUCUGCUGAUUUUUAAUGGCUGGUUUAAUCUGGAAUAUUAGAGGAAUAGAGAAUGAUGCAUCUAUGAGAAGAGUUCAUUUCUUAAAAGAAAUUUACCAUUUAAAUUUCAUGGGCAUUUUGGAACCAUUUAUUGAGUUGGAUGAGACUUUAAUGAUCAGAAGAUUAGGAUUUGAAUUAGCUAUAUCUAAUUGCUCUAGUAAAAUUUGGUUUCUACAUGAUGUUAAUAUCGUUUGUGAUAUUUUGGUUGAUUAUGAACAGUUUAUGCAUCGCAAAAUAAGCUCUCAAUUGCUUCCUAGUAGUAUUUUUAUCUCGGUGGUGUAUGCCAAGUGUAACAGUGGUGAAAGGAGAAUUUUGUGGGAAAGGUUGCUGGAUGUUAAACCUAUUGAUGAUGUAUGCUGGUUGGUGGGAGGAGAUUUCAGUGUGCUCUCUAACAAUCAAAUGGUGUUCUAUUAAGGCCGAGAGCUAUUAAAGAAUUCAAUGAUUUCUGAUACUAUCAGGCUUGUCGGAUCUUGGUUUUGUUGGGGAUAGAUUUACUUGGACUAAUAAGAGAAUAUGGAAGAGGUUAGAUAGGAUUUUAAUUCCUCCUCCUUAGAAUGAUAAGGAUUUGGUGGUGCUUGUGGAGCAUUUGAGCAGAGCAACUUUUGAUCAUUGCCCUUUAUUGAUUAAUAUUUCGGUUUCUUCUCCUCCUAAAGCCUCCUUUAGGUUUCAGAAGAUGUGGAUCGAACAUCAGAAUUUUCCCCUUACUGUGACUGAAUUGGAUGCUGCCCUGUUAUAAAUAUGGUCUUCAAAAAUUACAGAUCAAAUUAAGAAGACUUAAGGAGCAUUUGAAAUGGUGGAAUGAAGAUGUAUUUGGUAAUAUUCAUGACAAAGUGAAGCUAGAGGAGGAGAGGUAUGCUGCGGCUAAGAAAAAGUUUGAUGCUGAUCAUUCUGUGGUGAACAGAAUUCAGAUGGGGGAAUCACAAGCAUCUUUGUUUAAAACUCUACACAUGGAGGAAAUGUUUUGGAAACAAAAAGCAGCUACCAAAUGGAUGGGAGAAGGGGAUAGAAACAUAAAGUUAUUCCACAAUUUGAUUCAAAAAAGGAGGUUAGCAGGGAGAAUUUUUAGAAUUUGGGAGAGAGGCUCAUGUUUGGAAAAAGCUGAGCUUAUACAAGCUUCUGGGCUUUCUUUCUUUGAGAACUUGUUAGCUAAUGAGGUAGAGGUUCUACAUACUGAUGGUAUGGAACAAAUUCUGGCAUUAAUCUGAUGAAAAUAUUGUUUUGUCAAAAAAAUCCAACCAUGGAGGAGAUUAAGCAAGUAGUUUGGGAUAUACAUCAGGAUGGGGUAGCUGGGCCGGAUGGGUUCUCUGUUGCUUUUUAUAAGGAGUGUUGGGAGACUAUAAAGGAAGAUGUGUUUGAGGCAGUUUUGGACUUCUUCAAUGGUGGGACAUUCCCAAGGGGUAUGGCUGCAACAACUCUUGUUUUAAUUCAAAAGUGUAAUAAUGGGCAACAAUGGAAAGAUUUUAGACCUAUUAGUUUAUGUAAUAUAUCUAACAAAAUUAUUUCAAAGAUGGUCACUAAUAGGCUAAAUUCGGUGAUGUACAAGCUGAUUUCUCCAUCUCAGAGUGGUUUUGUCCAAGGAAGGCUAUUUCUGACAAUAUGCAUCUUGCGUAAGAGCUUAAUCAUAAGCUAAAUUAUAGGGUCCGUGGUGAGAAUCUGAUAUUGAAGCUGGAUAUGGCUAAAGUCUAUGAUAGGGUACAGUGGGCUUUUCUGCUUAAUGUGAUGAAGGCUUUCAGGUUUUCUAAUCGUUUCAUGGAUAUAAUCAAAAGAUGCAUAGCCGAUUGCUGGUUUUUUGUAAGGAUUAAUGGGACUUUAUCAGGUUUCUUUCAGUCUAAAAGAGGUCUAAGACAAGGGGAUCCUAUUUUCUCCUUUGCUAUUCAUUAUCUCAGCAAAAUUUUUAUUGAGAGGUUUGUAUCAGCUCUUCAAUAGCUCACCUCAGCUAUAUUUUGCCACCAGAUGUGAGAAUAGAAUUUCUCAUUUAGCCUAUACGGAUGAUAUCAUGAUCCUAAUGAAUGGUUUCCUUAAUCAUGUCAAAUGUGUCAAGAAGUUCCUGGAUUUCUAUACGGCAUGUUCUGGGCAAGUGAAUGCUUUUAAGAGUUUUUUCUUUCCUUCUAAAAAUAUUUCAGUGGAUAGGAGACAUAAAAUAGCUAUGGUAACUGGAUUUUCAGAAGGUGUUGCUCCCAAGGUUGUUAAAAUCGAGAUUCUACGUUGAAACGGAAGGGAGUUGUAGAAUCGUAAACUCGUAGUAUCGUAACACGAAU